Messenger RNA from Pelagomonas calceolata, 2460 nucleotides. The record is from the annotation of a GenBank genome assembly. Lineage: Eukaryota; Pelagophyceae; Pelagomonadales; Pelagomonadaceae.
UUGCGGUCACGUGUAGCUGUUGGAGGCGACUGAGGUCGGCUAGACGCCGUAGCGCAGCCGUACAGACGCCGCCGUUGGUGACCAAAAUAUAAAGUACUAGCGUCGUCGACACACUAGCUUUUCCAACCAAACAGCGCUGCAGCUAAUUGCGCCGCCAGCGGCUCACACAGCCCGCGGGCAGCCAGAAUCUCUUCACACAGACGCCAGAGAACCCGCUCGGGCAGCGGUAAGCUCACAGCCACCGGCGGGGCAGCCCCCACUUAAGCCAUGGCCACCCAUGCCCUGCGCCAGGACCCCGGCGGGAUGACCGACUUAUUGUCAAGUAAGCAGUACGGCUCGCCGAAGGCGCGCGAGGUCAUCGAGGCGCGACGGGGUAGAAGGCUGAAGACCGAGGCAGAACGCAACGAAUGGCGCGACGUCCAGGAGCCAAAGCCAGCGCACAUGGAGGCGCAGUUCGCCGUGAAGAAACGAGGGUUGGACACGCCGCCGUCCUACGCGAACAACCUGCCGCUCAAGGGCUGGCACCGCCAUAUUGUAUUGAGGGGGGAAAUCAUCGGGCCGCACGAUCGCGUCGUGUGCCACUGGCCGCCGUUCGACCCCAUCGCCGAGGAUCCCACAAGAAGGAAGUUGUUAAGAAGUAAAGCGGAGGUCGCCGAGUGGCUCGCCUGCUGCAACGCGCAGUUGUACCUCGAUCGGUUUUCGUUCGACGUCCAGGAAUGUUUGUCACAGUGGCCCUCGGAGGAGGAUGGGUUGAUACUGACGAAGAACCGGGGCAAGCUACCUCCACUAUUAGGCCAGCUACCCCCACAACGCUCGGGCCCCCACAAUAACGACAAAGCCAAGUUCGAAGAACAGGAGAUCUUCGUCGCGAAUGCUCUGGGCUUCCCCAUCGACCGGUAUUUUGAAUAUGUGGACGAGCCGACGUUCCGGUGGACGCACCACGAGUUCCUGAAGACCUUGAGGCAUUCUGUUAGGGAUGACAUUGCAAGACAAUGUCGCGAAGAGAAGGAAAGGCGGCAGAACGUGGACAAAUUGUUUGAAAGGGAAAAAAGAUUGUGCUUCCGGCACGCGUUGUUCGCGAAGCACGGGCGGGCCAUUGAUGACGAAGAUGAUGGUCCAGGUACGUUGGCUGUGGAGGCUUCAUUUGUUAAUGAAGAUGGCAUGAAUUUACUAUAUCACUGCGCGUCGACGCACGCGAAGAGUGAAUUAUUUGAAUUGUCGCCCCACAUCGCGGAAGUUACCCGUGAUGUAUUCCAGUUCCCGUUGCUCAACGAGGACUACUGUUCUCACCUUGCUUCGGUCGCUCGACAGUUCCGUGCGAAGGCGAGGCAGCACUGCUCGCAUCUACCGGGUGAUACGGCCCGGGCGCCAGCUAGAAUAUGUUUAGACAAGCUCGGACUAUCUGAAGAGAUAGCGUCCGAACUGAUAAAGAGGGUCGCGAGGCCCUUGGCAGCGCGACUGUUCCCGGGCAUCGGAGAAACGUUGGAUCAUCACGUCGCCUUCUUCGAUACGCGAGCCGAGACGAUGCGCCAGCAGCAACCCAUGGACGCGCCGGUCUUCAACGAGAAUCGGGGCGAGGAGAUUUUUGAUCAUAAACUGGAAGACGAGGCCGAAAUAGUGUUGGACAUCUGCCUUGAAAGCAAGUCCGUGGAGGGUUUUCUGCCUUCUCGUUCAUUCCAUGGAACUGAUGAAGAGCCCGUCCACCCGUCCGUCGAAGUGUCUCAUCAUCAGGUCGGCUCGGCCUUGCUGUAUGAUGGUACGAUGCGCCACUCUAGAAUUGUCGGUGGUCCGGAGCAACUCCAUCUGGUCAUAUGGUGCCGGAGCAUGCCAUUUAGAGAGUUAAAUUCGUAUGAGGGCGGCGAGGACUAUCGCGAGUACGGGUCCUUAGCCCAUGAAUACAAUGAAGCGGGCGUGCCGGGGCCGACGUAUAGUAAUUAUGAUGGGGAGGAAGAAGGAGGCGUUUUAUUGGAUGGCGAAGAGCGGAUCUAUGUCGAGCGGGAAAAGCCUCCCUUCCGGCUGGAGCGGCCGCAGCGGAAAGUUGUAGAAAUCAAGGGCUACGACGAGGUCGGGCCCCUACCGUACGACCCGCAGAAUCCCCCACCGGAAUUCCGGAGGACGUUUUUUGAUGAAGGUCACACUCGGGAAGAUUUAUACAUGCCCACACCUAGAGAACGGGAGAACUUCAAGGAGUUCUGGCGGGAACGCAAUGAAGAAUUACAGCGCAAGGCCGUCAAUGGGACGCUGAAGCCGGACGAGGACAUCCUCGGGGCCCUGUUGGAAAGGGCCGACGAGGAGGGCGGCGUGCAGGGUGUGCAGUACAAGAUGCGCAGCGUGCCCCUCAAGCCCGGCGAGAAGGUCAACGAGGAGCCUCCAAAAGUUCGGUUCGACCAGGAGGACGACUUCGAUAAUCGGUUCGGGGAGGGGUUGAAGUUUGGCGAGUACUAACAACAUGUUUACGUG